ACAACGGCACAGUUGGAGCAGGUAUAAGUCUGAUGUCAGAAGCGUCAAUUGAUGCUGCUCUUGUUGCGUGGGUCAAUACCUUUGGGUUCACCGGUGCCGACAGCAUACAGACCUUGGACGACCUCGCCGACGGUGUCAUACUUUCGAGACUCCUCCAAGACAUAGACAAUGAUAGCUAUUUCAAGGGCCUCGACCAGCCUACAGCACAGUCACACGAUCCGUCGAAUUGGGUAUUGCGCUGGAACUAUCUGAAACGGCUUUUUCGUGAUCUUGAGCGUUACUACACGGAAGUGCUUGGGCAGCCACCAUUCGCUGCUGCUUAUCUGCCAAACCUUAGCAUGUUGGCGAAGGAUGCAAAUGUAGCCGAGAUCAGGAAGCUGAUGAGUCUCGCUGUCGUCGCUGCGGUGCAAUCGGAGAAGCGUGAGAACUACGUCAAGAAGAUACAAACUUUGAGCAGUGAGCAGCAGACAGCGUUGAUGGUUGAGCUCAGCCAGAUAAUGAGAGAUAGCAACGUGGAAGAUAAUGAAGUCGACCCUUCAAAGUCAACAGUGUUCGAUGAUGAGUACGCAGAAACUACGGAAAAGGUUUCGGAGCUUCAAGAGCAGAAGGACGCCCUCGAGAGGGCUUAUGGCGAACUGAAGAAGGAACACCAGGAUUUGCAAGUUGAUCACGCCGCACUGUUGGAGCACUGGACCGACACACACAGCAAGUUGGAGACCUCUGAACAGACAGUACAGACUCUGACGUUACGAGCGAACAUAAAUGCUCAGCGAGAACUUGACCAACUGCGGGAUGAACUACAAGUACUGGAGCCAAGAUUGGCAGAGAAAGAGACCGAAGCAAAGACGCAGCAAGCUCUUACUGAUAGUCUUCGCAAGCAAGUCGGAGACCUGUCUCAGAAAGCCGAAGCAGCAAAAGCGCUACAGGAUGAGCUUGACGAGUUGGUUCAUGUGGCAGAGCAGGCCAAGAAGCAGGAGUCCACAAUCGCAAAGUAUAAGAAGAAGUUGAACGACAUGUCCGAACUUGAGCAGCAGUUGAAGAGUCUGGAAGAUGAAAAUGCGUCACUAACGCAACAAAUUCAAGACACCAGUAACACUGAUAAGUCACUACAGACCUACAAGGCCACAUUUGCACAGCUCGAGGAAGAGAAGGCACAGGCUUUGUCAAGUAUACAUACCCUCAAAGAUGAGUUGGAACGCGCACAGGACAAGAUCCAAAGCAUGAUAGAGUCGAGCUCCAAGUCGGCCGCUGAAAUAUCGCUACUCCAGCAGAAGGUGCAAGAGAUGGAGGCAGAUCAGCACCCUGCUCCCGACAGCGAGAACGAGGACUUGGGGGAACUUGGUUUGGAGUUAGCAGGGACGUCAAAGACUCAGUUGAAGAUCAAGAUAUCUCGUCUCGAACAGGAGCUGCGAAGAUGGCGGUGUUCUGGUGCAAAUGCUCAACCAGUCGAGGACGACAAAGACCUUCGGGCGCAAUGCGUGCAACUACAACAGGAGAAGGCUUUGCUUGCGGAACAGCUGCACGGCCUUGUUACGCUAGAAUCUGGCGGAAGUUUGGAUCAGGUCGUAGAUCUCCGAAAGCAGCUUUUACAAACCCAACAAAACUUAGCAGCUGCGAAGAUAGCGUUGCGCGAUCUCACAGACUCGCUGGCGGCCCUUGAGCAAGAAUUGUUCGAAGCAAAGACUGAGCUGAGUAUGGUGGGAAAGGACGACUUGGAAGCCAUCGUUAUCUUGAAAGAAAGAAAUUCAGCAAGAAUAAAGGAAGUUGAAGGAAGCAGAAAUGAUCUUGCAAGGAAGGUUAGGGAGCUUGAGGUUGAAUGCUUGCAACAAACGAGGUGUUUGAACGAAAUGUCGAUUGAUGACGCUCAUCACAAGGUCAAGGGAGAUCAGAGCAGCGACGUGCACGUUAAGGAAACCACACUUGAACGAGAGAAUGCGAAAUUACGGGAAAAGAAGAAGGUAAUGCUGGAUCAGUUGGAGCAGCUGCACAAGGCGUUGCAGUUGGCCAGGACUGAUAGGGAUCACUUGAAGGAGAAACUCGCGAGGGCAGUAGAUAACGAUGAGUCGUCACAGCUUCGCGCCGAACUUUCGUCUGUCAAGCAAGAGAACAGACUUAUUCACAGCGCCUACUAUGACUUGGCUAUGCGCAUGUCGCAGAACAGCGUUGUUGUAGCCAGGGCGUCAGCUUCUCCAGCAUCAUGGCUU
This is a messenger RNA of Saitoella complicata NRRL Y-17804, 2204 nucleotides long. RefSeq lists its product as uncharacterized. The record is from RefSeq and is a predicted model, not a curated record. Gene Ontology annotation, biological process: cytoplasmic microtubule organization; cytoskeleton-dependent intracellular transport. Gene Ontology annotation, cellular component: centrosome; cytoplasm. The transcript is spliced from 10 exons. Gene Ontology annotation, molecular function: microtubule binding; dynein light intermediate chain binding. Lineage: Eukaryota; Fungi; Ascomycota; Saitoellomycetes; Saitoellales; Saitoellaceae. The annotation marks the transcript as partial.